UCUAUGACACAAACUCCAUUGUAGAGAGUUGGAAUGCAAUGGAUUUCAACUUUGAGAAAAUUUGGAUGUAGGAUACAUGAAUUCGAAAGGGGUCACAGAUGUUGUCCACAGAAAAGCCAUGAGGUUAAAAAAAGGCAGCUGGGCCAAGUCCCGAGAAAAGGGUCAUCUCGGGCCAUCUCAGGAGGAGCAGCCCCUGCGGUCAUUUAACAGCCAGUCAGCGAGGGACCAGUUCAGUGAUGUGUGGAACACAGAUUCCGAUGACGAGCUCUCCUGGGAUGAGGACAUAGAGUACAGGUCAUAUACAGUAAAGAAAAAGAGAAAUGGAAGGCGACCUAUAUCACAGUGGUGUAUCCUUGUACUCCUGGGUCUUGCUGUUAUUAUUAUUGCAGUUCUAACCGGGCUCAUUGUGUGGCAGCAUCUACAGAAAUCCAAACACAAGCAGACCUAUUACAGCCCUGAUAGUGUUCAGUCCAGUGCCUAUAUAAUGAGUAAGAUGGAUCAGUCUGUGGACCCAUGCCAGGACUUCUAUCAGUAUACAUGUGGUAACUGGCUAAAGACAACAAAAAUCCCACCCUCCCGGUCUCAUUACAGCUUAUUCUCAGAGAUUGCGGACCAAAACAAUGAAAAAAUUAAAGCUAUCCUGGAGAAGAGUGGUACAACUUUCAUGAACAACCACUCCACAGCCAUAGAAAAGGCCAAAACAUAUUACAGCCUAUGUAUGGAUGAAAAAACCAUUGAAAAUCAAGGAGUGGAUCCAAUAAUUAAAUUUAUACGUGACCUCCAUUCCUGGUCUUUGACCUCAGCUCAUGGUCUAUCAUGGUCUGAGGCAUCAUGGGAUUUCCAUACAGCACUAACAACUAAUCACGCUAAAGGAUUUGAGGCCCUGUUUAGUAUGGGUGUGGCAGUUGAUGACAAAAAUAGCAGUCAAUAUAUAAUAGAGUUUACACAAAGUGGUCUUUCUCUAGCAUCUAGAGAAGAAUAUUUUACAAACCACUCCAGUUACCAGAAGAUAAAGACAGGCUUCCUGGAAUUUGGUGCUAAAUUAGGGCACCUGCUAGGGGGAGAGAACUCCUCAGUGUGGACAGGAAUGUCUGAUAUCUACGGCCUAGAGACAAAACUAGCUAGUAUACAUGUUCCAAAAGAAGAAUUACUAGAUCCUACCAAGACUUAUCAUAAAAUGACAGUCUCAGAAUUCCAGACUCUGAUUGGUUCAUCUAUUAAACUGACCCAGUACCUGAAAUCAUUGUUUGGGAGGGAUCUGGGGGACGUAGCUGUUCUGGUACACACCCCCAAGUACUUCCGGCAGCUGGGAGGUGUUCUAGCUAAAACUCCUAAAAGGACUCUAGCUAACUACAUUGUGUGGAAUGCCCUGAAUUCCCAGGUGGGCUAUUUUCCCACAGAGUUUGUGGAGGCUGGCCUCCUUUUGAGUAAGGUGGAGAGUGGAAUCAAGGGACUUGAUCCCCGUUGGCAGCGAUGUAUCAGCAAGGUCAACAUUGCGUUUGGGUUUGCCUCUAGCGCCCUCUAUGUUCAGGAGUAUUUUGCCAAGGAUAGUAAAUCUAAGGUUUUGACUAUUGUGAAGGAAGUUGAGGAGGCUUUUAUCCGUCAUUUGCCAAUGGUCUCAUGGAUGGAUGAACACACGCGACAGAUCGCCAAGGAGAAAGUCCAGAAGAUUGUAGAGAUGAUUGGUUACCCAGACUGGAUCCUGGAUACAACAAAACUGGACAAAUACUAUGAAAAUGUAACAAUAGAGGAUGGUAAAUUUUUCCAGAGUCAUCUGAACAGUCUUAGAGAAUCUGUUGUGAGGAACUUUAACAAGUUAGGGACUGUACCCGACAGAGAAGAAUGGCACAUGAUUCCUGCCGAGACCAAUGCGUACUAUUCACAGUCCUAUAACCAAAUUGUCUUCCCUGCCGCUAUCCUACAGCGGCCCUUCUUUACACCAACAUUUCCUACGUCUUUCAAUUUUGGGACCACUGGGAUGAUUAUUGGCCAUGAAAUGACUCAUGGAUUUGACAAUGAGGGUCGCCAUUAUGAUAAGUAUGGUAAUCUUAAUAACUGGUGGUCCAACCAAUCAGCAUUGAGCUUCCAGAAAGAGACGUCCUGUAUGGUCAAACAAUACUCCGCCUACACUGCUGAGAAUACUCAUUUGAAGGGAGAGCGAGUUCUGGGGGAAAAUAUUGCGGAUAAUGGAGGACUGAAGAUGGCCUAUGCAGCAUAUAAAUUCUGGGAAAGAUCACAUAGGAUCACAGAGGUCACAGAUCUUCCAGGACUUGGUCUCACUCCAGAACAGCUGUUUUUUGUUGGCUUUGGUCAGCUUUGGUGCUCUUACUACACACCUCAGUACCUAAAGCAAGCCAUACUGACUGAUCCUCACACUAUAGGAAAAUUCAGGACAAUAGGAGUGGUUUCCAAUUCAGGUGAUUUUGCUCGAGCUUUUAACUGUCCUCCAAACUCUCCCAUGAAUCCACAAACUAAGUGCCAAGUUUGGUGAAAUUCUGUUCAUUCCAUGAUGUCUGUGAUUAAUGACUUCAUUCCAGAAAUUUUUUAACUGCCAAAAAAAACUUGGCCAUUUUCUUAGAUGGUGUGUUUUAAGUUCUCAAGAGCUGAUAUUAGAACAAUUUGUUUUAUUUAUAGUAUUUUCAUUUUUUGUGACCAUAAGCCUCAAAAAUAGUGCAUAUUGAUUAUUGUGUGUGUUUAUCUUUCCAAAACUUUAUUCUGGAACUUAUUUUUUAUCUGUAUUGUUAACAUAUAGAGGCAUCACACUUUGUUUUUUUCACUUGUCUUUAUAGAUCUCAUUUGAAUUGUUGAUAUCUUGAAGGUAUAUUUUUUUAUCAUUAUAGGUUAUUUAUUUUGUUCUAAGCCCCUCCUACUUCUAAGAUGAAGCUUGUUACAUUUACCAAUGUUUUGUCUAUAAUAAACAUACUUACCCUAGUAAAAUCUGGUUUAAACCAUCAUAACCCACAUUGCAUCUUAUGUAACCUUUGAACUAUUUGUCCUUUUUUUUGGUUCAACAGGCUUGCUUUGUGCAUUUAUAUCAAUUAUUAUAAGAUAUGUUGUGGCCACAGAGAGUCAAGGCAUUAAAAUAUAUACUUAGUAAUUAUAGCUUCCAUGAAGUAUAGUAUAAUUUAACAUGUAUAUUAUCUGUUUAUGUAUCUAGGGGUGAAUGAGAUGAUUAAUUUUUCUUGUAGAUUUGCUGCUCAAGCAAAUUUUUAUGUGCUUCCAGAUAGUUAGCCUUUAAUAAUUCCCAUAGUCCAUGCUUUGUGCAACUGUUUAAAUGUUGUCAUGAAAUUAUCGCAGACAUAUCAAUCUUUGUGGAAAUGAUUUUGUAAAUUCAACCCAUGCAUCUGAUGUUUUGAAGUUGACCCAUUGAAGUUUUAUUAAAUAGGAAAGGGCUACGUUGUAAAUUGUUGUGCAUUUUGACCAGUAACAUAUCCAAAUCAUUUUCUCAAAUGCAAGUUCAUGGAAAUCUUCGGAUUUCCAAAUUAUUUUCUAAAAAAAAAAAAACAACCAAACAAAUAUAAAAAAAAUUUAAAAAAUUUUAAAAAAUCAUUUGUUUAAUGUACAUGCACUUCAUUGGAGAAUUUUUUUUACAAUUUGAUGACUAGAUAGACGACUUUUUCUAGUUCUUUUUUCCCUGUAUUUUAUUUUACAGUUUCUCAGAAAAAAUCCUCUUUACCAUGAAACUCACCAACUCCCUCACUAAGGAGUAUGACAUUAUUGUCCAGUCCAGUUUCAUUUCAAUGCAUAUAUUUUGCUCAUGAUCAAUAAUCAUUAUGGAUUUGAGUCAGAAUUACAGUCAAACUUUGUUAUUUCAAACUCAAAAAACCUUGAUAUCUGAGGAUUUGAAAUAACGAAGGUAAAAGAAAUAAUAUUAAGUGGUUGGGACUUCCAAAUUACUGCGAUGUAUCCAUGGUACUAGUAUUUGAGAUUUCGUUGUUCAAGAUACCAACGUUCAAGUGUAUUAGGGCAAAUUUCAAGGUCACAGAUUCCACAGUGACAAAAUAUUUCCUUGGGCAUUUCCCUUGUGAUGAAAGGCUAAUGUAAAUUUAGCAUUUGUUGUCAAGGAUUUAGACAUGAUCAAGUUCACAUACUUUAUCAAUAUAAAACUCUGUUAUUUAUAUUGCAGAGGUUAAAUUUGUUUGCUGUACAAAUGGUUUAUUGUGGAAACGAAGAAAAAAAGUAUUUUAAAAAUUCACACUGAUCAUAAUUCAUGCUGGCCAUAAGAAUAUGAAUGCUUUACAGAGUCUAAUAUUGUGGCAGUACAUUUAUAAGCUUUGAAGAUACAGAGCAGAUGCAAUUCUGACUGAUCAAGGUCUUCAUUUCCAAAACUGGCUGUAAAUUCCAGAAAAGAUAAGUUUUUUUUUUUUUAAUUUUGUACCUCUGUAGGUUUUACAACUUUGUAAGAUAGUGAAAUCUAGAUGAUCAAAACAAUACGGUCAUUUUUCUUUCCUAGAUGGCCAGAUAACGACAUAUCGUUUAGAGAUCUGCAUAUUAAUUAAUAUUUGUGUAUCAAACCUCUCAUUGAAAUGUGUUUUGCUGCAGGAUUUAUAUAAUAUCUCUACAAUCUUCUGAACUGUUCAAAUGACUACCAAGAUAUGGUUAGUUUGAAAAUAAACUAUCUAAAUCUUGCAUUAAA
Saccostrea echinata is the source of this 4636-nucleotide messenger RNA. Its product is annotated as endothelin-converting enzyme 2-like. Gene Ontology annotation, cellular component: plasma membrane. The record is from RefSeq and is a predicted model, not a curated record. The transcript has 18 exons. Gene Ontology annotation, molecular function: metalloendopeptidase activity. NCBI's taxonomy places the organism in Eukaryota, Metazoa, Mollusca, Bivalvia, Ostreida, Ostreidae. Gene Ontology annotation, biological process: protein processing. The coding region runs from base 77 to 2491 and encodes 804 amino acids.